This is a messenger RNA of Vollenhovia emeryi, 997 nucleotides long. RefSeq names its product putative nuclease HARBI1. The transcript is spliced from 6 exons. NCBI's taxonomy places the organism in Eukaryota, Metazoa, Arthropoda, Insecta, Hymenoptera, Formicidae. The annotation marks the transcript as partial. The record is from RefSeq and is a predicted model, not a curated record.
AUGGCUGCUGCUGCUGCUGCUAUGAUAUUGGUGGACCUAUUAGAAAUGGUAGAAGAAGAGGAGAUAAUGAGAGAAACUGCUAUGAUAAUGAAAACGUUGAGAAGUACUAUACAUCCUUUCGACUUGACAGAUGAGCAAUUUGUAAAAGUCUUUCGCUUGUCAAAAGAAGCAGUGCAUUAUUUAUGUGAUGCUCUUCAAGAAACCCUGCAGCGUAGACGAAGAACAGGAUUAAGUGUAGAAACUCAGUUUUUUGCUACCGGUUCCUAUCAGGAAUGUGUUGGAAAUGAUUAUUUGGCGUCAGUGUCACAACCUGCUGUUAGUCGAGCAAUUAAAGCAGUUGCAGUUAGUAUUACUGAAUUACUUACUCAUCAAUGGAUUCAGUUCCCAAGAACCGAGGAAAAACGAGCAGCUUUAAAAAGACGCUUUCAAGAAGCAAGACAGUUUAAAGGAGUUAUCGAUUGUACUCACGUUGCUAUUGUGAAACCGAGUAUUCAUGAGGAAGUGUAUUCAAAUCAUAAGGGUUUUCAUUCCAUCAAUGUGCAAGCGGUGUCCUCGCAUGAUUUAGAAAUAUUGAGUUUAAAUGCCAGAUUCCCGGGAACAGUACAUGAUAGUUUUAUAUGGAGACAUUCAGCUGUGAGAAACGAAAUGAUACGUUUGUAUGAAUCUGGAGAUCAAGCAACAUGGCUUUUGGGCGAUUCAGGAUAUGGUCUCGAACCGUGGCUUAUGACACCCAUAACACCCAUAAUGCACCCGAAGGAAGCGCAGAACUCAGAAGCACGAUAUACACUAUGUCACACCGCAACCAGAAAUUCAUGUGCUGUUCUACACAAUAUACGACUCCGCUAUAACAUCACGGAUCUGGCAUUCGAUAUUGAUGAAGAGGAUGAAGCUGAACCUUUGCAAAUAAACUUACAACCACAUAAUCUUGAAGCGCGUGAUCGUAUUAGAAUGCAAGCAGCAGAAAUAAUCGGAGCAGAUGAAGCACAGUUAAAUCCUG